CCCGGCGGAGGUGAGGGUCGCCGCGGGGUCUGUGUGUGCGGCGGGGACAGGCCGGGGCCCCGCACCCAGGCCUCGGCCUUUGCCCUCUGGCCGUCGGGGAGGACGAGGUGCCCUGGCCUCCGCUCCUCAGCACCCCUGUCUGCCCGAGCAGGAGCCCGAGCGAGCGCCGCCCGCCCUGCUGCCCGGCCCCGGCCCCGGCCCCGGCCCCCCGAGCCUCCAGCCAUGGCGUCUCUGCUCGCCAAAGACGCCUACCUGCAGAACCUGGCCAGGAAAAUCUGCGCCCAGCCCAGCGCGGAGCCGCAGAAGCGCAAGCGGGUUGGUCAAACUCAAGACUCAAAGGCUGCCGGGCCUUCAAAAAAGAAAAGGAAGAAAAUGCAGAAGAAAUUCCGGGAGCAGAAAGAGAAGGCUGUGGAGCACAAGGCCAAGUCCCUGCAGAAGUCUCCAGCAGCUUCUGGGGCCAAGAAGCCAGUGGCAACAGAAGAGGAGGAGGCCUCCAGCUCCACCGUGGCCCCUGCAGCAGAACGCUGGACCACAGACCCUGACUCUUUCUUUGCCCUCGAUGUGCUUCGGCAGCGGCUGCAUGAGAAGAUACAGGAGGCCCGGGGCCAGGGCAGCACCAAGGAGCUGUCCCCUGCUGCUCUGGAGAAGAGGCGCCGGAGGAAGCGGGAGCGGGACCGGAAGAAGAGGAAGCGGAAGGAGCUGAGAGCGAAGGAGAAGGCGGCUAAGGCCGGGAAGGCCCCUGAGGCGGCUACUGAGCCAGCCCCCCAGGCGCCCUGCCCAGAGGCGCUGCAGCAGACGGGGCUGAUAUUCAAUAAGAUGGAGGUGGAUGAGGAGGAGCCGGCCAGCAAGGCGCAGCGGCGCAAGGAGAAGAGGCAGCAGGUGAAAGGCAACCUGACGCCCCUGACGGGCAGGAAUUACCGGCAGCUGCUGGAGCGGCUGCAGGUGCGGCGGGCACGGCUGGAGGAGCUGCGGGAGCGGGAUGCGGGGCAGGCGCAGGCGCUAGAGGCCAAGAUGCAGUGGACCAACCUGCUGUACAAGGCGGAGGGCGUGAAGAUCCGCGACAGCGAGCCGCUGCUGCAGGAGGCCCUCAAGCGCAAGGAGAAGCGGCGGGCGCAGCGGAAGCGCAAGUGGGAGAAGCGCACAGCGCAUGUCGUCGAGAAGAUGCAGCAGCGGCAGGACAAGCGGCGGCAGAACCUGCGCAAGAAGAAGGUGGCCAAGGCCGAGCGGCGCAUGGAGAAGGCCCGCAAGAAGGGCCGGAUCCUGCCCCAGGACCUCGAGCGGGCCGGCCUGGCCUGAGGGCCCUGGGAGGCAUCCCAACACCCAGCCUCCUUUCCCACCGCGGCUGCUUCUCCAUUCUCUGAGGCUGGAGGAGAUGGCCAAGUUGCCGUGACCCUAGACAAGUCCCCUCCCCCGGACAGACCGCAGGUUCCCAGUGUGAAAUGGACACAAAGUGCUCACCUCCAGAGGCGGCUGUGAGCACGUGGUGAGACCACGUGCGUGAAAGAGGCUUGGGUACAACAUUGUCCUUGAAGACAGACCCAGUUUUUCAGGCCCCAGAGAAGGGGUGAGCCAGACUUGACUAGAAAGCUCUCCAAAAGUAGAUAGGGUCAGGAAGAAAGCCCCCAGGGCAGAAAUCAGGCACUUGGGGGGAGGCACAGCACUGGUUUUCUCCCCUCGUGUACUCAGGGUCUGGGAUCAGAGGGGACAGACCUUGGUGACCGUUGGGUCAGCCCAGACCUUGCCUGGGGGGCGGGGCAGAACCGACUCCGUAGCCUGAGCUCAGGGAUGUGAUGGACUUCGUGCCGGGAGGACAGGGAGCACCCAGGCUUCCUUCUCUCCUUCUUUGUCUUGCCUUCUACCUAUGUUGGUCUCAUUUCUCAGCAGCCUUGGCCCCCAGGCCCACCUUGGGGCCGGUUACCGGCUCAAGGGCUGGUCUGGUGAUUGCUGUCCCCACCUCACCUGGGUCGUGAGGAGCAGUCCCCCAGGGG
Loxodonta africana (African savanna elephant) is the source of this 1988-nucleotide messenger RNA. RefSeq names its product surfeit 6 (gene SURF6). The coding region runs from base 223 to 1296 and encodes 357 amino acids. Gene Ontology annotation, molecular function: DNA binding; RNA binding. Gene Ontology annotation, cellular component: nucleolus. The transcript is spliced from 5 exons. The record is from RefSeq and is a predicted model, not a curated record. Gene Ontology annotation, biological process: ribosomal large subunit biogenesis; ribosomal small subunit biogenesis. NCBI's taxonomy places the organism in Eukaryota, Metazoa, Chordata, Mammalia, Proboscidea, Elephantidae.